AAAAAAUAGGAAUAUGUGUAACAUAGACACAUUUCAAGCAAGUAAGUGUAGUAUUUUUAGUUGCCUAUAAAAUGAUAGCAUAUUAUAAUCUCAGAGUACAAAGUUUUGGAGAAAAUAGGUGAAGGCUCCUUCUCUGAGGUGUUAAGGUGUGAGCACAGGGCUACAAAUUCAUUUUAUGCUGCCAAAAGGUUAAAGAAAGAAUACAAAUCAGAAGGAUGUGUGGUGACUUGUGCAGAAGUUGUGGCGGCGAAAAAAGUGCCUUCUCACAUAAACAUUCUGAACAUGUUCGAGUACCAUUAGUAUGUUGCAAAGUCACCUUUAUAUUCGAAUUGAUGGACAUGAGCCUAUAUGAUUAUCUCAAAUCCAGAAGAAGGGGGCUUACAGAACGGAAGGCGAAAGAGUACCUGUACCAGCUACUGAGGGGCCUUGAGCACUUGCAUAGAAAUGGAUUAUUUCACAGAGACGUAAAGCCCGAAAAUGUAUUGGUAAAAUUUCCUUCUUUGGAACGCAGUCGCCUUACCAAAAUUCAAACCUAUGACAUAGUAAAGUUAGCUGAUCUCGGAUCUGUAAGGGGUAUUUAUAGUGUACCUCCUUAUACUGAAUAUAUUUCGACAAGAUGGUAUCGUUCGCCCGAAUGUCUUUUGACCAAUGGAAAUUAUGGUCCCAAAAUGGAUGUGUGGGCGACUGGCUGCGUAUUUUAUGAAAUGAUAACAUUGUCGCCCUUGUUUCCUGGCAGUAGUGAGAUAGACCAACUUGCGAAGAUUCAUCAAAUACUGGGCAGCCCAUCAGUACAAUUUUUAAACAAACUUAAGUCAAAGUCCAGAAAUUGCGUGUACUUUCCAAAAGUGAGGGGUUCAGGAGUUGAUCAGAUAUUGCCGCAUGUAACCCGGAACGGAAAAGAGAUUUUGCAGUAUACUAUUGAAUAUGAUCCAGACAAAAGGUCUAACGUCCGUAGAUUGUUAAAAAACGCCUAUUUCGAUGAAAUAAGGGGCCUGUUUGAACCUGUAAUGGAGGGCACCCAGCAACGGAAACACAAAUCUCACUGUCGCAGCCUUGAAAGGGUGGAGAGAGGCUUAGGUGACAAUGUUUCAAGCGUAUCGGCGGGAAAACCGAAAGUGUUCAGAAGAGAACCGUCCCAAAUUUCGAAGACUAAUAGUUCAAAAAGUAGCGCAGCGAGUUUAAAGUCGGUUAGAUCACGUACACCCUCUAUUGAAAUACCGUACUACACGCCAAGCAGCAAGUCACAGGUUAAGCAACAGAGGUUACCGUCUCUGCCCCUGGUCGACUUUAAAAUCUUUAAAGACGACAAGGGACCUACUUCGAGCAGCUCUAGUAAGAGCAAGAUGUCGAGUCGUGGACACAGUAAGAAAAAUUUAGAAAUUAUAUUAAAGUCUUCCAGAGAAAGAAAGAGUCAGUUGUCAUCAAAGUCGGAAGUUGUAGCUAGAAAAAGGGGGCACAAUGGUGGAACCGAUCAACACUGUGCUUGUUCAGGGAAGAAAUAUAAGUGAAUAAUUGAGAUGCCUUUUUUUAUUUUU
Cylas formicarius (sweet potato weevil) is the source of this 1535-nucleotide messenger RNA. Its product is annotated as MAPK/MAK/MRK overlapping kinase-like. Gene Ontology annotation, biological process: intracellular signal transduction; protein phosphorylation. Bases 216 to 1508 code for a protein of 430 amino acids. Gene Ontology annotation, molecular function: protein serine/threonine kinase activity; ATP binding. The transcript has 10 exons. The record is from RefSeq and is a predicted model, not a curated record. Gene Ontology annotation, cellular component: nucleus; cytoplasm. Lineage: Eukaryota; Metazoa; Arthropoda; Insecta; Coleoptera; Brentidae.